GAGAGCUGCGUGCAUUUGACGAGAGGGGUCUGAGAGUAGACUCGCAAUCUGGCAAGAUAAUGCAAGAAAGACGCAGCGAUUUCCCUUCAGUGUCGGGGUCAGCGUUUGUAGAGUCGAUUGCCAGGAUCUUAUUAUGAAAUCAGUGUAGCCAUAGCGGUGGUUACAUUGCAUCCAACAUUGGAAGAACGUCUUUAAAAUGGCUGAUGGGAAAACUUGAUUAAACGUGGUCGUCUGGAACGAUUUCAGCCACUCGAACUGCAGUAAUUAGAGGACGUUCAACUACCUGUAGGAUUCCAGCGGUUCAGGAGAAAAGAGCUAUAUAAACACAAAUAUUGUACUUUACACAGUGAAGUAACGUUCAUCUUUCGAUUUAAUAUGUUUAGUUGAUGAUCCUUUCCAAAGAAAUAACUAAAGCGUCAUAAAAAUUGGACCGAGCAACACGCACGUUCGAUCCGGUUGCUUCUCAAUCCUAAUCGUCCAGUGCAUCCCUUCGCCAUUUUUUGGGACUGAAACCCGAAAGAUUCACAGAGACCAGCCACUUCCAUGGAGUGAGCGUCCCUCAAUGCGUCUUCUCAUCAAAACCGAAGGAGUAAAUCGUGGUUUAGUGGGAUUUCCUCCGUGCGCCAUGUAGGGAAUCCGCAGUGUCCAAAGCACGGCGCGCUGUGUGAAGUCCUUGCUUUUGUCAUCGCAGAGAUGCCAGUGCGCGCCGUGCCCACCAGGUUCAUGUACAGGGGACCCUGCUCGGUGCCCGACAUCCUCUCAUACAGGACUCCUGUCAACCUCCCCGAGGAUGAAGUGGAGGAGAUCCGAGAGGCCUUUAAAGUGUUUGAUCGUGAUGGAAAUGGAUUCAUCUCAAAGCAGGAGCUGGGCAUGGCCAUGAGAUCUCUGGGCUAUAUGCCCAAUGAGGUGGAGCUGGAGGUCAUCAUCAAGAGACUGGACAUGGAUGGUGAUGGCCAGGUGGCUUUUGAGGAGUUUGUAACUCUGCUUGGCCCUAAACUGACUGCAGCUGGCAUGCCUGACAAGUUUCACGGAACAGACUUUGACUCCGUUUUCUGGAAGUGUGAUAUGCAGAAGCUGACAGUGGAUGAGCUAAAGAGACUGCUAUACGAGACGUUCUGUGACCAUUUGACAAUGAAAGACAUUGAAAACAUCAUCAUGACUGAGGAGAGCCAUAUGAACAGCCCUGAGUGUCAAGUUAACAUUGACACAAGCCCCAUGCAACAAGUCAAGCACACAUGUGUGCGAAAGAGCUUGAUUUGUGCCUUCGCCAUUGCAUUCAUCAUCAGCGUCAUGCUUAUUGCAGCUAAUCAGAUGCUCCGACGAGGGAUGAAGUGAGUGAGUCAACCUCCCCAUCUCUGUGCAUUCACGUCAGUAAAUCUAGAAUAUCCAUUUCUAUGCUCCCCUUCAUAUUUAAAAUUUUUGCAGCUAACAUACUGACACUGGUGUAAAGAAAGAGAUACAAGGUUAACUGUGGGCUUUAUGUAGCCUUUAGGCCCUUAACUUAUUUUGUCAUAAAUAAAAUAAAUAGUAAAUAUUAAUGCAAAUAGUUACAGUCAUUUUAAAACGUGUGUUUUAUUUCAUCAUGGUACAGAUACAAUAACUAUAUGUUGCUUAAACAUGUUUGAAGUAACACAUGGUUUUGUAGUAAACAAAAAGAAGCAGUUGGAUGGAUUAGCAUGGAUUUGCAGAAUCUCAUUGAGCUUUUCCAAAAACCCUGAUCAUCAUCCAGAGUUCAGGUCAUUGUACUGGCAGGCAGGGUUAGCAAGGGUAGAUCCAUCCAAGUUAAACCACACCCAGAGAUCAAAAUCAGUAAAUAUAAAAUACACAAAGGAGGACUAAAAAUCAAUUAAGAAAAUACUAGGAAACAACAAAUAAAUCGCUCAGAGUUGCUGCACAAACAAAUGCAUGACUCAAUUCCAAAAUCUAAUGUAAUCAAAUGUAAACUAAAACAUACUGUUGAAAAGAACACAAUGAAACAAAAGUUUUGCAAUGAAAUGCAAUCAUCGCGAGAAAUCAUUUUACAAAAAUUUACUAAAUAUUUAAUUUGGUAUAUAUAAAGAUGUAAUAGGGUGUAAUGAUAUUACCCUAUUUUGAUUUUAAAUAUAAAUGUGGCCAUUCACAAGGCAUCACAUCCUCACAUAUACAGUCUUCUUUUUCUUGACCAAAAUUAUUUCUCCAUUAUUGCUUUUCAGGUUUCUUCGACACAUACUAAUAUUGUUUUAUUUUGUAUCAUUUAUGCUUGGCAUGAAAGGUUAAAGGCACAUUACAAGCAACAUAUAAUGAGGGGAAAACUAUAAUAUAGUUAAAUAAACUAUAAAUAUUAGUAAAUAGUAAUCAUACUGUGUGUUUUACUUUACUUGAAGCAUUAUGUAAUUCUUAAAUAACUACACUGUUUUAGAAAAAAGUGCUUUAUAUUAUACACAAAUCAUAAUAUUUGAAUUAUGUUUGUAAAACUGCACCAUUCUGAAGUUGCUCAUUCAACUGCACUUUGCAAUGUUCGCAUAAAUAAUUAGAAUUUUUAUUCUCAUAUUUAUAGUCAGAAUAAACAUUAAAAUGCACUAAAUUAAGAUCUUCCAGUCCUAUGUAAACAGUUCUUCCAGUCACUUUUCUUUGUUUUCAGAAACAUUUCUGAAUCAUACCAGAAUAAUGUAAAUGAAAUGCAUAAAGUCAAAUUGUAGUUAAAUAUAAGAUUUUAUUACUCAUUGAAAUAUUUCAUCUUUGAAGCUAUGAGGUCUGAGAUUUACAUCACUGAAUGUAGCAUUAGUGCAGACCAUAGAUACAAACAGUAAAACAUAUUAUGUAUUUAAAUUAUAAAUAGUAUUUAUAAUUCAUUGCUGUUUAUAGCUUCACUACUUACUAAUAUGCUUUUUUUCUGCUUUCUUAAUGGAUCCUUGUUGAACUAACCAAUGGUAUUUAUUCUGUUGACUAAAAAAGCUGAUUUGAACUAUAUGCUUAGUAAUAGAAUGUAGUAAUGAAAUACUACUUAAUACUAUACUAUCUGAAACCAAUUGAAAUGCACAAAUAAAUGAAUGUAUGUAUGUAUGAAUCCAAAGUAGGCUUGACAUCAUACGUCAAUCGUUUUGGUUUUCUAAAA
This is a messenger RNA of Ictalurus punctatus (channel catfish), 3094 nucleotides long. It is a transcript of the gene cabp7b, whose product is annotated as calcium binding protein 7b. The coding region runs from base 694 to 1335 and encodes 213 amino acids. Lineage: Eukaryota; Metazoa; Chordata; Actinopteri; Siluriformes; Ictaluridae. The record is from RefSeq and is a predicted model, not a curated record. The transcript is spliced from 5 exons. Gene Ontology annotation, molecular function: calcium ion binding.